CUCUGCCCUCAGACAGGAGAAUAGGAGCUUGGGGAGAGCAGGUUUUCCUCCUCUCAGUAAGAGGACAGAUACAUGGCUGCUUAAAGAGGAGCAGAAGAAAAAGAGGAGAGGGGAGACCCCAGUCCCCUAGGCCUGGAAAUGCACUAGGUCCCCCCCCCCCUCUUUGCGCAAGUCUUCCAGAGGACAAAUGAGUUGUCAUCAGAAACCAUUUUCCUCUCUGAUAUGGAUUCAACCUGCAGCUCCUGACGUUUACUGAGCUGAGAGGAUUGUGGGGAGAAGACGCUGGUGGAGUUUGCACAGUGCAGUGAGAGCAGGUAGAUAGACCGGCAGACAAACGUUCGGUGUAGAAUGGAAGAAGCAAAAGAGGACAGAGACAAGAUGACCAGCCAGCAGGCUCUGUGUGACCCUGACCAGAAGAGCCAAAAACACCCUGGCAUCUCCACUCUCAAAUUGUUUAUUGUGGCGCUGUCCUUCGCCUGUUUCUCCAAGGCUCUGACAGGAACCUACAUGAAGAGCUCCAUCACUCAGAUUGAGAGACGUUUUGACCUCUCCAGCACGCAUAUUGGACUUAUAGAUGGCAGUUUUGAGAUGGGCAACUUGUUGUUUCUUGCUGUGGUCAGCCAUUUUGGGGCCAAGCUACAUCGGCCCAGACUCAUUGCUGUGGGCUGCUUCCUCAUGGCAGUAGGGGCCUUUCUCACUGGCCUGACACACUUCUUCAUGGGACGCUACAAGUAUGACACAGUCAUUCAGGCUUUCCAGAACGACAGUGUGAACAUCGCUGCCUGUGUGGAUCCUCUGAAAACAGAAGAUGUACCUGAAAUUCAGAUAGAGCCUUCUGUGGAGGACAACAAAGCCUGUGUGAGAGAGUCUGGUUCCAACAUGUGGAUCUAUGUGUUCCUCGGGAACGCUCUGCGGGGGAUUGGAGAAACCCCGGUCACACCUCUGGGCAUCUCCUACAUCGACGACUUUGCUAAAGCAGAAAACUCCCCCUUCUAUAUAGCUUGUCUCCAGACCAUUACUCUCCUGGGCCCCAUGUUUGGUUUCCUCCUUGGCUCCUAUUGUGCCAAACUAUAUGUCGACAUUGGAUAUGUUGAUAUGGAAAGUGUGACCAUCACUCCUAAAGAUGCCCGCUGGGUGGGCGCCUGGUGGAUGGGCUUCCUGGUGUCCUCCGCCUUCCUGCUCAUCUCCAGUGUUCCCUUCUGGUUCCUGCCCCGCUCGCUGCCAAAGCAGGGAGGAGAUGAGGGCAAGAAAACUCCCGCCGUGGAGACCCUUGAUGGGACACAGGAUGCCCUCAACAACAAUCAUAACCUCAAGCUGACUGACAUCGCUAAAGGGUUUCUUCCGUCGUUGAAGCGUCUGUUGGGAACUCCUGCCUACUUUCUGCUCCUUUGUGGGAGCAUCCUGAAGUUCAACUCUUUCAUCGGCCUGUUCACCUUCAAAGCCAAAUACAUGGAACAACAGUUUGGACAGUCUGCAUCCAGAGCCAACUUCCUCAUAGGUGUGUUGAACCUGCCAGCGGUUGCAGUGGGGAUCUUCCUGGGAGGGCUGCUGAUGAAGAGGUAUAAACUGAGUUUGGUGUCUGGAGCUCAGCUCUCCUUUGCCACAUCCUUCAUGGCAUACCUCCUCCUGCUGCUGCAGUUUGGCACCAAGUGUGAUAACAUUCCCGUGGCUGGGCUCACCAUCUCAUACAACGGGACGCAGAGUGUAUCAUACAACAGGGAUUUGCUCUUCUCAGAGUGUAACAGAGACUGCUCAUGUUCAGCAGAGGAGUGGGACCCCGUGUGCUCAGACAGCGGCAUCACCUACAUCUCUCCAUGUAUGGCUGGCUGCCUCAGCUCCAGCGGAUACGGCAAGAACACAGUCUUUCACAACUGCAGCUGUGUGUCCGCCUCCUACCCAGCAGGCAGCAGUACGUCUGUGAGGCUGGGACAGUGUCCUCAUGCCAAGGACUGCAGCCGCAGUUUCACCUCCUACAUGGCUGUGUCUGUUCUCAGCUCCUUUAUCAACUCUCUGGGAGCCACACCUGGCUACAUGGUCAUCAUACGAUGCAUCUCACCAGAGCUCAAAUCCCUUGCGCUGGGUAUCCAAGCCUUGGUAACUAGGACUCUUGGUGGAAUUCCUGCACCAGUGUAUUUUGGAGCCCUGAUUGAUUCAACUUGCCUGAAGUGGUCAAUCAAGAAGUGUGGGGGCAGAGGGGCAUGUCGCAUUUAUGACUCUGCUAUGUACAGAAUCAUCUUCCUGGGUCUGAUCACUUGUCUCAGUGGUUCCUCGUAUUUCUUCAUCAUUGCCGUCAUCAUCCUCCUUAGACGACAGUUUCGGAAAACGGAACGAAAAACAGAGACGCAGCGUACAAAAGCUUCAAAGGAAAUUGAACUUCAAGCCCCGUCAAAUCCCACUGAGGACCCGCCUAACGCUCCUGAAACACCCAAACUGCCUCAUGCUCCCAUAGUUUGUGUAAGGAUCGCAACAGAGCUGGAGGAGAGAGGAGAGGUUCAAAGAACAGAGCAGCUCCCCCAAGAUGGCAGACUCAUCUCCACAAAUAACAUCCAGGAGAGGCAACAGCUGAAAUCUGUGACAGAGACCACUGUUGAGUUUACUCCUUUUCCAAGAGAGGAAGCAAAGAUAGAGACGGACGGGCUGAAGUCAGAGGAGGAAGUGAAAGACGAAUAUAUUGAGUUUCGCAAAGAGACGAGUGCACAGGUGGAAAAAGAGAGGCUGGACCAUCACACAGAUGACAAGAACGAGUUAGCAAAAGAAACAACACACAGCAAAGAAACUGACGGCCCAAAAAACUAAAGUGUUCACCAAUGUUUUCUAAAACGCAAGGUCAAACAAGGCCAAGUGGGACCAUUCUAGAAGUGUUACUGAGUUUGACCAAAAGCCUCAUUUACUUGGAUUGUCAAGAGGGAUUGCGUUUUCAUCUUGGCUAUAGCCUUCUCUAUGCUAACAGUAUUUUCUCCAUCUUUUAUUACAGGAAAGAACUGGUACAUUAAACUUAGUCCUGGAGAGGAAAAGGGCUACCAGCGGUCCCAUUUCCACAGCUAUAGAAACGGUACUAUGAUACUAUGAUAUAGCACUUGAUGUGCACAGUGACCGACAAUUCAAACUAUUGACCCAUGUAUGCACAUGAUCACACAGCAGCCCUGCAAGGCCCAGACUGAAGAACAUUAUAGAGUGAACGUCUUGGCCAAAAUGAAUAUUUUUAUGUCAAUAAAUGAAUCAUUGAAUGUGUGAUAUUAUUGUCACAUAAAAUUUUGUAGAUCUGAUCUAUGUACAGUCUCAAAAAACAUAUAUGAAACCAAUGUUAACACAAUAUCAUGCGUGGACACGAAUAAUGUGAAAAUGAUGUUCCUGUUAGGUUCCUUCCUCAUACGUGGAUAAUUAUGUCCUAACAGUGCAAAUUGAAAAUACAAUUUUCAAAUGUAUUAAUUCAGUGUAUUCAUUGCAGUCAUUGUUAAUUAAACCUGCAGUAAUAAAAUUUUUUGGCCACUUGGGGGCAGCGCAACAA
Messenger RNA from Siniperca chuatsi (mandarin fish), 3508 nucleotides. RefSeq names its product solute carrier organic anion transporter family member 1C1-like. Gene Ontology annotation, molecular function: protein binding. The coding region runs from base 349 to 2796 and encodes 815 amino acids. Gene Ontology annotation, cellular component: membrane. Gene Ontology annotation, biological process: transmembrane transport; sodium-independent organic anion transport. The record is from RefSeq and is a predicted model, not a curated record. The transcript has 16 exons. NCBI's taxonomy places the organism in Eukaryota, Metazoa, Chordata, Actinopteri, Centrarchiformes, Sinipercidae.